Messenger RNA from Trichoderma virens Gv29-8, 1902 nucleotides. RefSeq lists its product as uncharacterized. Bases 1 to 1902 code for a protein of 633 amino acids. Lineage: Eukaryota; Fungi; Ascomycota; Sordariomycetes; Hypocreales; Hypocreaceae. The transcript is spliced from 4 exons. The record is from RefSeq and is a predicted model, not a curated record. Gene Ontology annotation, cellular component: cytoplasm; ubiquitin ligase complex. Gene Ontology annotation, molecular function: protein binding.
AUGGUGCUGGGAAAACACGAGCUCGAAGGCAAGCUCGGCGAGGAGAGCCUCUUGAUUAAGAGCGGCGUACUGCGGGACGAGAACCCGCUCGACACGAGUGCAGAGUUCCAUGAUUUCCUGCUGGCGUGUCGGAGGGGCGAUUUGCGCAAGUGCCAGGAGCUCAUUGGCAUGGGGGUCAACAUCAACGGCAAGGACAAGUUUGAUUACACGCCCUUGAUCAUCGCCAGUUUGUGUGGACAUUAUGAGCUGGUUCAGCUGUUGCUAGAAUCCGGCGCCCUCGCAGAGAGAAACACAUUCCAGGGAGAGCGCUGCAUAUACAACGCCCUCAACGACAGAAUCCGCAACCUGCUGCUGCAGUACGACUUCUCCAAGAGCUCAGAUCCCUACGUCUACUGGUCAUCACACAUUUCCACCCUGCUGGGCCGUCCGGCUCCGCAAACCACGGACAUCUCGCUCGAUGCCGAGACAAAGUCCUUCAACCUGCACAAGUUCCUGCUGGCAUCCAGGACGCCCUACUUUCGCAGGAAGCUCCAGGCGGCCCCGGAAACCGCAUCGUGGAAACUAUCAUCGACGAUCCCCGUGGAGGCGUUUCAGAUUGCCGUCCGGUACAUUUACCUGGGCGAGGUGCCGAGGGAUCUUGCGCCUCCGGGCAGCACCGCCACGGAGGAAGACGUUGCCAAGGGGCUGGACAAGAUCAGCAAGCUGCUCGAGAUUGAACAGCUGUGGGAGGCCAUCCUUGUGGGAAAUGACCGUCGAUUGGCACGGCAGCGGUAUCAGGACGAGGUCGAGAGGGCGUUGAACCAGCUGGGCGACUUCUUCCAGGAGAGCGUCUUGGCGCAUAAGAUGGUUGUCGACACAGACCGCGUCGACGAAGUCCGGUGGAAGCACGACAACUCCAUCUUCGCAGACAUCCUCCUGCGAGCAGACGAAGCCGUCAACGAAGAAACAGACGGCCGCCCUGCCGAUCCAAUCUCCGGAUACACCGCCGCCGCCGGCAUCCCCAUCGGGCCCUCUUCCCAGACCAACGGCUCGAAAAGGACGAGGAAGUCGGUCCUGUAUCCCGCCCACAAGGCCAUGCUCAUCCGCAGCGAGUACUUUGACAAGAUGUUCUCGGGCGACUUUGUCGAGUCGAAAAAGUCGGAGCACCUGCACGUCAUCACCGUCGACUGCACGCCCGCCGUCCUCGAGCUCAUCCUGUCCUUCCUCUACACCGAAAACGCCGCGUGCCCGCUCGAGCACGCGCUCGACCUGCUCUACGCCGCCGACAUGCUCUUCCUCGACAGCCUCAAGAACAAGGCCGCCAUCGCCAUCAGCACUCUCGGCAGCGGCACGACAAACGCCCUCAUCGACCGCACGCACAACGUAGAGGUAGAGCCCAUCAACAUCUACGACGUCAUCCACGCAGCAUGGGAUCUGCGCGUCCAGCGCCUCGAAGAGUUCGCCGCCCGCUACCUCGCCCAGCGUCUGGAGGACUACAUCGACGAGCCCGACUUCCACGAGCUCAUCCGCGAGAGUGCCGACCGCAUCACCAAGCGUGAGGAGACGGACACCAUUGAGCUGCUCGACGAUAUCCGGUAUUACCUCUCGGAGCGCUUCCGCCUGCGCUUCGAAGACGCCGGCCUGGAGGAGAUGAUGGACGAGGACGGCGAGAUUAGCGCCCAGAUGGUAGCUGCGCUGGCUAAUGGCUCGGCAGACGUUGCUGAUGCUACUGCUGCCGUUGCUCAGCUUGACGUGAAUGGAGAGAAGAAGAAUGAAAACAACGUUGUUGAAGGGGGGGAUGAAGCAGUGCGGACGUUGGAUGGGGAGACGGCCGAGGAUGAGUUUGCCUCGGAUGCCAUCAAUUACCAGAUUUUGCUGCAAAAGAUUGAUGCCAUGCUGGAACGACUGAAACUGGAUGCAUAA